UUAGUCCACCAACCGCAAUCAUUAGUCAGAUUCCGGUGUCACUGCUUUAUCGGAAAGGGGCAAUUUGUCAAUUCGUAUACCUCCCCAGUCCCCACUUUGCCCCCCUCCGUUACCGGGAAACGUUUAAACGUCGCCGUCAAACUCCCUGCUCCAUCAGCUCAGACUAUAGAGAGAGAAAGGAAGCAAAACUGCGACAGGGGAGAGAGAGAGAGAGAGAGAGAGAGUUUUGUUGAGUUACUCUCCCUGUCGGAGAGAAAUCUUCUUCCACAUGAAGGGGAAUCGUACGGAGAAUUAGGGUUUGCGUUUGGGAAAUCUAGAGAGAGAGAGAGAGAAUGGUAGGUGCAACGCUUGCGGGACUCCAAGACCACCUGAAGCUGGCGAGGGAGUACGCUCUUGAAGGACUCUACGACACCUCCAUUAUAUUUUUCGACGGUGCUAUUGCUCAGAUCAACAAGCACCUAAACACAAUUGACGACCCUUUGAUUCGCACAAAAUGGAUGAAUGUGAAGAAAGCUCUUUCCGAGGAAACGGAGGUUAUGAAGCAAUUAGAUUCAGAGAGAAGGGCAUUAAAGGAAAUUCCGAUGGGACGACUGCCUGCUUCCCCUCCAAUAAAUACGAAAUCUUCAUUUGUUUUUCAACCAUUAGAUGAGUAUCCAACUUCUUCAGGUGCUCCGAUGGAUGAUCCUGAUGUUUGGAGGCCACCAAGCCGGGACUCCAGCAGGAGGCCUGCAAGAUCUGGUCAAGUCGGUAUGAGGAAGUCACCACAAGAAGGUCCUUGGGGUCGUGGUAGUACUACAAGAACAGGCACAACUGCCCGUGGUGGUGCAAAAUCUGGGGCAUCGAGCAGGGUUAACUCAGGAGUGAGAGCAUCAACUGCUGGAAAGAAAGGUGCUGGCUCAGGAAAAUCUAGCAAAGCGGAUUCAGCAAAUGGUGAUGCUGAAGAUGGAAAGUUAAAGAAAAGAGAGUAUGAGGGUCCUGAUCCUGAUUUGGCUGCAAUGCUUGAAAGGGAUGUGUUAGAAACCAGUCCAGGAGUGACAUGGGAUGAUGUUGCAGGCCUGACUGAAGCGAAAAGACUUCUAGAGGAAGCUGUUGUCCUUCCUCUGUGGAUGCCAGAAUAUUUCCAGGGAAUUAGGAGACCGUGGAAAGGUGUUCUUAUGUUUGGUCCUCCUGGAACUGGAAAGACAUUAUUAGCUAAAGCUGUUGCUACGGAGUGUGGCACAACAUUUUUCAACGUUUCCUCUGCUACUUUAGCUUCAAAAUGGCGUGGAGAGAGUGAGCGCAUGGUUCGGUGCUUAUUUGAUCUUGCACGAGCUUAUGCUCCAAGUACAAUCUUCAUUGAUGAGAUUGAUUCUCUCUGCAACGCCCGAGGAGCAUCAGGGGAACAUGAGUCAUCUAGAAGGGUGAAAUCUGAGCUUCUAGUUCAGGUAGAUGGUGUAAACAAUACUUCGACGAAUGAAGAUGGUAGCCGUAAAAUUGUGAUGGUUUUGGCAGCUACUAACUUUCCUUGGGAUAUAGACGAGGCAUUAAGGAGGAGGCUUGAAAAGAGAAUUUAUAUUCCUCUUCCAAAUUUUGAGAGCCGAAAAGAGCUUAUUCGGAUCAACUUGAAAACUGUUGAGGUGGCCCCUGAUGUAAAUAUUGAUGAAGUGGCUCGUCGAACUGGGGGAUACAGUGGUGAUGAUCUCACAAAUGUUUGUCGAGAUGCUUCCUUGAAUGGAAUGAGGCGUAAAAUAGCCGGAAAGACGCGUGAUGAGAUUAAGAACAUGUCGAAGGAUGAGAUUUCAAAGGACCCUGUUGCCAUGUGCGACUUUGAAGAAGCAUUGACAAAGGUCCAAAGAAGUGUUUCUCAAGCUGACAUUGAGCGGCAUGAGAAAUGGUUCUCAGAAUUUGGAUCAGCAUAGAGAUGGAGAUCAAGCCAUAAUCGAAAUGAGUUUACUUUCCGACCGGUCUGGCUUGUUGAAUGAGAGUGAUCAUGUCUACUAAUUGUUUCUUGAUACUUCAGUUAUUGUUUCCUGGCGGAAUUGAGUUGUGUAGUUGAAAAUUGUUGGAAAGCUGUAUUGUUGUGCAAUUUGUAUCUUAACACGUCAUGUAAUGUAAUCUAAUUUUCCUUGCUUGCAAAACUAUUAUGUUUUCAUUUACCAUGUUAAAAUCGCAAGAAAUUAAUC
Molecule: messenger RNA, 2162 nt
Organism: Morus notabilis
Lineage: Eukaryota; Viridiplantae; Streptophyta; Magnoliopsida; Rosales; Moraceae
Product: katanin p60 ATPase-containing subunit A1
Exons: 7
Coding region: 333-1898 (521 amino acids)
Biological process (GO): microtubule severing
Cellular component (GO): microtubule cytoskeleton
Molecular function (GO): ATP hydrolysis activity; microtubule severing ATPase activity; microtubule binding
Source: RefSeq, a predicted model, not a curated record